AUCAAGAAAAGUCAUCGCAGUGAAAUCAGCAAAAAUGGAUUCAGUCACAGCUCUAUACAAAGACCUUAAAACCGAAUGGGAUAAAUCCGCACCAAAUUUAAGAAAAUGCGGCUCAUUAUUGGAUCAAUUGAAGGUUGCGCUGACUAAGCUAGUUUUUCUACCAACUGGUGAAUCGGGGGUAUCGAAGAAGGAAUUGUUGGUUGCACGAGAUGUUCUUGAAAUUGCUGUUCAAUUUAGUGUGGCCACUAAAGAUGUGACAGCCUUCGAACGCUAUAUGGCUCAGCUAAAAUGCUAUUAUUUUGAUUACAAGACUGAGAUUGGUGAAUCGGCGAACAAGUAUCAAUUGCUUGGUUUGAAUCUACUGUUCCUUUUGUCUCAGAAUCGAGUGUCCGAAUUUCACACCGAAUUGGAAUUGCUGCCGCAAGAGAUCAUCCAAACAAACGAAUUUAUUCGUCACCCAUUGGCAAUGGAACAGUAUUUCAUGGAAGGGAGCUACAACAAAAUUUUCAGAGCCAAGGGUCAAGUUCCAUCACAAAGCUACAACGUUUUCAUGGACCUUCUGGUGGAUACAGUACGUGACGAAAUUGGUGCUUGCUUGGAAAGCUCAUACGAUAAGAUUUCAACGAAAGAGUUGCAAAAACGCCUAAAUUUCAAGAAUGAAAAGGAAGUGAUCUCGUUUGGCAAGAAACGGAACUGGGUUUUGGGUGCUGGCAACGUUUAUUCAUUUGCUAGCCUAACGCAUAAGCCAAAGGAGCCGCUACCAUCAGUUGAAUUGGUCGAACAAGCCAUUUUCUAUGCCCGUGAAUUGGAAAUGAUUGUUUAGUUUAGGUUUAUUCAUAUAUUUUCUUAUUGCAAAGCAUCAACUAAUUGAAAGAAAAAAAAACAUUAACAAAACAAAUCAGCAUUGGAAUUAAUAAGCGAAAUAAAGAAAUAACACAAAUUUGAGCAUG
This is a messenger RNA of Sitodiplosis mosellana (orange wheat blossom midge), 950 nucleotides long. It is a transcript of the gene Rpn12, whose product is annotated as 26S proteasome non-ATPase regulatory subunit 8. The transcript has 4 exons. The record is from RefSeq and is a predicted model, not a curated record. Gene Ontology annotation, cellular component: proteasome regulatory particle; proteasome regulatory particle, lid subcomplex; cytosol. NCBI's taxonomy places the organism in Eukaryota, Metazoa, Arthropoda, Insecta, Diptera, Cecidomyiidae. Bases 35 to 823 code for a protein of 262 amino acids. Gene Ontology annotation, biological process: proteasome-mediated ubiquitin-dependent protein catabolic process.